GUUCGGCGUACCGUUCGGUCGUGCUUCGUGUCCGCGUGUAGGUGUGAUAGUCGUUUUUUCGUUUUUCCUCACUCGCACGUCAUAAUAUAUUGUAUUAUUAUUUACGGGCGUGCGCGUUAUCGAAUCGUUAUUUUUUUCUGUCUACCGUUUUCCAUUUGCGGUCGUAGAAUUAUAUUUUGUUAAAUCGAUUUUCCAAACGCAAGGCGAAUUUUCACCGGUCUGCACCGCAGCCAGGGUGACAUCACGGUCGUCGGGAAAUGUCACCAACCUCAUCACCACCACCACCAUUGUCAUCAUCAUCAACAUCGCUGUCCUCGCGGGGAAUAUUAAACAACGGAAGCAACCGGAAGCGUGUUUAGACAUUUUAUUAUAAUUGAAAAUUAUAUAAAUGCACAAAUAAUUGAUUGCUCGGUUCAGUUGUUUGUAUGCUUUGCAUCGAAAUUGAAGACGCAUUCACACUUCGCGGUGCUGAUACAUUUGUAUUAUAAUAUUAUAAUCGCACGCACUGUGUAAUAUUAUUGUGGUUUAUCGAGGUAAAAAUUCUUUACACUAAAGUAAAAUGACGAAUAUUGGACGCAUCCGGACAGUAGUGUUAGGAAGUUCUCGCGUUGGGAAAUCUGCUGUCACAGUUCGAUACCUGACAAAGAGAUUUAUUGGGGAAUACAGUUCAAAUACAGACUUGUUGUACAGACACGACGUGACGUUCGAUAGCGUUCUUACUGAAGUGGAAAUACUCGACACAUGCAAAUGUUCGACCACUUGUUUGUUCGACCACAUCCGAUGGGGCGAUGCGUUCGUGAUCGUCUACAGCGUAGUGGACUGGUCGAGUUUCAUCGAAGCAGAAGAUCUUCUGGACAAGUUGAGCAAACUCAAGUUGCCGUCGUACUUCGCUACGUUGUUAUUAGGCAACAAGAGAGACUUGGACCAUUCCAGGUGCGUGGCCGUGGACGCGGGACAAGAGCUGUCGCUGCGGUUCGGGUGCCAGUUCUACGAGGUGAGCGCGGCCGACAACUUCGCCGGCGUAUCGCUGGCGUUCCACUCGUUGCUGCGCGAGACCCGCGCUGUCCAGCUGCUCCGGGGGCUGCCGAUCAGACGCAAGCUGGGCGUGAACAGCGUGUCCAAAGUGCUGGGAACGAUAUUCGGCAAGAACAGCAGCAAACGGGACCGGAAGAAGCGGCCGUCGCUGAGCAUAUGACCCGCGUGGGCGUCCGCUACGGCCGCCGGCGCUCCGAACACGACGCUCACGCUGUGAAAACAGAAAACCAAGCCGACGACGCCC
Sipha flava (yellow sugarcane aphid) is the source of this 1279-nucleotide messenger RNA. Its product is annotated as ras-related and estrogen-regulated growth inhibitor-like. The transcript has 6 exons. The record is from RefSeq and is a predicted model, not a curated record. NCBI's taxonomy places the organism in Eukaryota, Metazoa, Arthropoda, Insecta, Hemiptera, Aphididae. Bases 560 to 1195 code for a protein of 211 amino acids. Gene Ontology annotation, molecular function: GTP binding; GTPase activity.